This is a messenger RNA of Anolis carolinensis (green anole), 1388 nucleotides long. RefSeq names its product synapse differentiation-inducing gene protein 1-like. NCBI's taxonomy places the organism in Eukaryota, Metazoa, Chordata, Lepidosauria, Squamata, Anolidae. Bases 584 to 1054 code for a protein of 156 amino acids. Gene Ontology annotation, cellular component: membrane. The record is from RefSeq and is a predicted model, not a curated record. The transcript has 2 exons.
UAAGUUAAACAAGAUGAAACUCCAAUUUUAGAAAGUGAAAUGGAAGAAGCAAGUUUUGCCAAGUCCAAGGGCUCAUCUAUCCCUACAGUAAAGGGGGAAAUGAAAUCCUUACUGGAAUUCUCAGUCCAUUUAUGAAUCUGUCCACAAAAGCUCAUGCAAAAAUAAACACUAUUUAAUCUUAAAGGCGCUCCUACAGUCAUUUUAUUUAUUUUUUCCUCCCUGGUCCAUCCUCCUUUUUUUAUUGAUUUCCUUGUUCUAUGGUCUGUCCUCUCCUUUUUCUCAGCAAUAAUGCACAGCGGUUUUGUCUGUGAGCCAGUACAAUACUUAGGAGUCCCUUAUGGGAAGAAAUGGAACAGAAUGCCUUGUUUUGUAAAGUGAGUACUAAGCAAAAAAAAAAAAAAAAGAUUCAGUAGGAUCCGUUAAGUACCACAGUAGGAGAAAAGCAAAAGGUGGGGAAAGAACCGAAGAUAACAGCGAAGGAGAAAGAGCACAGCAAACCCCAUCUCAUCUGGGAAGCGAAAAGAAGGAACUGGAGAAGUGACGGAAGACAAGCACUUACAGACCCUCAAAGGAGACCUGCAUUAUGAGCAAUGCAUACUAUGAGAAAAUUGAUGGUCACUCCUCUGCCUCUCUGAAUCCACCCCCCUACUCCGAAGAAGCUCCUCCACUGGGACCUUCCACUGGGACGUUGCCCACGCUGGGCUAUGAAGCCAUCCCUGCAAUGCCACCCGAAUACCAGCCUUGCUAUGGUUUGCCCAGAGAAGGAUCCAGUCCUGGCGCGGUCCUCUAUCCUUCACGGGCCAUCUUCAUCGCGACUGCCCUUCCACCCAGUGUGCCUGACUACUUGGGCUACUCCAUCUUUAAUAUGGUUUGUUGUUUUCUACCCCUGGGUAUUGCUGCCUUCGUUUGCUCUAUAAUGACCCGAAUAGCCAACCACAGUGGUGAUGGCACAACUGCUCAGCGAAACUCCAGGAUGGCACUUAUUCUGGCCAACACAGCAUUCGGUGUCGGGCUGGCCCUCUGGAUUAUAUUGCUCACAAUAUUUCUGUGGUGAUCCUUGAUAACUAGGCAACCAGACUUCACAAACAAAAUGAACUUAACUACGCAUUUAUGAUGUUCUGAGGCUAACGCCUGCCUUCAUUUCCUUCUGUCAUCACACCAUAAAACAAUGUGCUAUAGGAUGCUUCACACUUGUAUCAACGCUUUCUGAUUGAAAUCCAUUUGACGUUGAAAACCAACAAUGGAACAUGUGAACUUCAAAGCAUUUUCAUUUGAGGCAACGUGAAAAGAUUGGACGAAACUUCCACCAAACAAGAGACUUGGAAUAAUCCAUCUACGCUCAGGGGUGAACAUCAAAUGUAAUUUACUUCUAUAAUAAACAACAAAAG